Aplosporella prunicola CBS 121167 is the source of this 830-nucleotide messenger RNA. RefSeq lists its product as uncharacterized. Lineage: Eukaryota; Fungi; Ascomycota; Dothideomycetes; Botryosphaeriales; Aplosporellaceae. The record is from RefSeq and is a predicted model, not a curated record. The transcript has a single exon. Bases 229 to 546 code for a protein of 105 amino acids.
AAAAAAAAAAAAAAAAAAAAAAAAAAAGCGCGGGCUGGCUGGCUGGGGGCACCGAGGCAGUUCGGCCAGGCUUGGCGAGGCUUGGCUUAAGUAACGAAAGGCUGCUGCUGCUGCAGCGUGGAGUGGUGGUUGGUUGGCUGGUGGGAGCGAGUGGGGUGUUACGGAACAGACGGGCAGCGGCUAGGUGCCCACUUAGGUAUCCCGGACUGGAAGUAUCCGCACCAGGGCAUGCGCGCGCUCCGCCAGGCGGGCAGGCAGGCCGGGCCAUGGAGAGCGGACAAUGGAACUGCCGCUUCGGCGCUAGAUGCCCCGAGGGCCCCGACCCCCCCGCGCCGCGGCGAGCCGUGCCCGGCCGUGCGUGUCCCGCUCCACCCCCACGCUCCGCUCCCCGCGACCUCAUCGAGAGAGGAGGGCCGGGACGCGACAUGCGAGAUGCGUCCCGCUCCGCGUGGUGCCUGGCGGCUUGGGGUUUCCUCGUUCGUUCAUCCUUCCUUCCUUCCUUCCUUCCAUCCAUCUAUCCGCUCGUCCGGCCGUCUGUCCGGCUGACUGGCGGGAUGGGGUGGGAGGAGGUGGUUGGCGGUUUGGAUUGUCAAUGGAUUCGAGAGGGGACGAGGUCGAUGGGUGCGUCGUCGUUCGUGUGUCUGCUGUCGGACUGCUUGUCCGUCGCUUCGUUUGCGGCUUCGUGGUUGGGGGUGGGUGGUUUGCUCUGCUCCUGCUGCUUACCUGUCGACUGUACGUCGGUCUAUCUGGGUGCUUGUCUGUUAUAUCUGUCACUCGGGUAUACGUCUACCUAGGUACAUCCAUGCUUGGCGGUCUGCCUUCUCCGCUGU